Messenger RNA from Synchiropus splendidus (mandarinfish), 8210 nucleotides. RefSeq names its product DOP1 leucine zipper like protein A (gene dop1a). The coding region runs from base 422 to 7852 and encodes 2476 amino acids. Gene Ontology annotation, biological process: Golgi to endosome transport. Lineage: Eukaryota; Metazoa; Chordata; Actinopteri; Syngnathiformes; Callionymidae. The record is from RefSeq and is a predicted model, not a curated record. Gene Ontology annotation, cellular component: trans-Golgi network; endosome. The transcript has 38 exons.
AUGUGCAUGCGGAAGCUCUCUUGGUUGGACGGUGGUUGGAGGAGUAGCUAACUGCAGCCUGAGAGCUGUCAAUGGCCUGCUGUCGUUUUUCUGCUAAAGGAAGCUGCUUGGGCUGACGCGACACUUUGUUUACCUCCAACAAAAAUAUCUGAGGAGACCACAGAACAUGUAGAGUCCACCAGGAUUCAUUUCCUGUUUCUGAGCCGCUUGUCAGCAGAGACCGGGCCCUGCAUCUUCUGCGGUCUGUGACCUGCUACCUCCGACUGCGUGCUCGCUUGCCUGUUUAAUGACGUUGUCAGCCGCCUGGACUCGUGGAACCGGGGACAUGAACGGAUGACAGUCACCGUUUAGUUUUGCAUAACGGUGUGAUGUACGUGUGUGUGGCUGGUGCUAGACAUUAGCGUCGGAACCACUCAGGAGAAUGAAUGCAGAGGAGGUGGAGCUGCUCAGCGACUCCAAGUACAGGAACUAUGUGGCUGCAGUCGACAAAGCCCUCAAGAACUUUGAGUACUCCAGUGAGUGGGCAGACCUCAUCUCUGCUCUGGGAAAGCUCAACAAGGUUCUGCAGAACAAUUCCAAAUACAAUGUGGUUCCUAAGAAGCUGACGAUAGGGAAACGUCUGGCCCAGUGCCUGCACCCUGCUCUGCCAAGUGGGGUCCACCGCAAGGCCUUGGAGACCUAUGAGAUCAUUUUCAAGAUAAUCGGGUCCAAGAGGUUGGCCAAAGACCUAUUUCUUUACAGUGCCGGGCUCUUCCCUUUACUCUCCAAUGCUGCUAUGUCUGUGAAACCUGUGCUGCUGGGCCUCUAUGAGACGUACUACCUGCCUCUGGGGAAGACGCUGAAGCCUGGCCUUCAGGGUCUUCUCACUGGGGUGCUGCCAGGUCUGGAGGAGGGCUCAGAGUAUUAUGACAGAACCAACACUCUUCUGGAGAAAGUGGCAGCAGCAGUGGAGCAGUCGGCCUUCUACAGUGCCUUGUGGGGCAGCAUCCUCACCAGUCCGGCUGUGCGUCUCCCAGGGGUGUCGUUUGUCCUGCUGCACCUGAAUCGCAAACUCUCCAUGGAGGACCAGCUCUAUGUCAUGGGCAGCGACAUUGAACUGAUGGUGGAGGCAGUCAGCACCUCAGUGCAGGACUCCAGUGUGUUGGUGCAGAGAAGCACUCUGGAUCUGAUUCUCUUCUGUUUCCCCUUUCACAUGAGCCAGGCAACCAGGCCUGACAUGAUCCGGAUCCUGUCUGCUGCUUUGCAUGUGGUCUUGAGAAGAGACAUGUCACUCAACCGCAGACUCUACGCCUGGCUGCUGGGCUUUGACAAUAAUGGGGUGGUCACAGGCCCCCGCAGCACUCGACAGAGCAACCCAGAAGAGCACGCGAGCCACUACUUCAACUCCUAUUCUAAAGACAUGCUAGUGCAGGCAAUGGUCGGCAUCUUGCAAGGAAAAGCUCGCGGUGGGGAGGAAGAAAGUGUUCUGAUGCACGACCUGAAGCCAUUCCGCAUCCUGAUCAGUCUUCUAGACAAACCGGAGCUUGGUCCUGUUAUCUUGGAGGACGUGCUGAUUGAAGUGUUUCGUAGUCUGCACACGCAAUGCCGGACUGAAUUGGACCUACCAAACCAGAGUCCAUUCAGCAAAGACCACACACACCUCAGCAGCAAACUCCGAGAGAACAAGAAGACGGCGGAGUUGAUUAAAACAGCGAAUCUCCUCUUCAAUUCCUUUGAGCCCUAUUACAUGUGGGACUACAUUGCUCGCUGGUUCGAGGAGUGCUGCAGGAGAACAGAGAGUGUCAGCAAGCGACAGGAGUCUCCAGCACUGUCGUUGGUGGAGUUCUGUCAGCUGGUAGAUUUCCUCUUGGACAUCGUUUCCUUGCCUACUAGAAGCAUGAGGGUAAUCUGCCAGGAGACCUACAUUGAGAUCCAGACUGAGCAUCUUCCUCAGCUGCUGUUGCGCAUGGUGGCAGCUCUGACUGACCACCUGCAGACACUGGGACUCAGGGAGUUGACUCACUGCCUUCGACUCUGCUCCAAGAUCCUGAGCAAAGUGCAGCCGCCACUGGUGUCCCCUCUGACCCUGCCUCAGGGCCCUCAGCCUCAGGGUGUGUCGCAGAGGGACAAAGACGACAAGCGGACCCUCUCUGCCACUCUGGAACUCCCUGUUAGCGGUGAAGUCUUUGAAGACUCAGAGAACCCUCACAGCAGUCGCUCUUCUGAAAGCGGCUUCACAGACUUUGUCCAGUACCAAGAUGGUGGACCUGAGAACACAGAGCAAACCACUCACACUCAUCCCGCCAUCAAAACAGGCCGGCGUUCAUCAGGACCUUCUCAGGCCAAACCUUUGGACAAGCCAGUCAUGCAGUGCUGCCUGGACCACUUCCAGCUAUUUCUGUCUCGUCUCAUCAGCUUGUAUAUCACCUCUGGUGUGGUGGACAGUUGGGAGAGUCAUAGAGCUGAACCCAUCAGCUCAAGGACUCAGGUUUCAAUGAGCCUUCAGUUUAAUCAAGUGGAGUCCUGCUCCGAAUAUGGACAGAUGCAGAAGGAUCAUGUUGCUGCUUUCACUGCUGCCUGUCAGCUUUUCCUUGAAUGCUCCAGUUUUCCCGUCUAUGUUGCUGAAGGCAACUUAAAGGCUUCACCUUCACAGGAAGAACAGUCAGACGGUGAGAAAGUCCAGCUCCCAACAUGGCUGCGAAGUCUGAUGGGAGCGUGCUGCUUCGCCAGUGAUUUCUGUCUUCAAGGAGUGGCCAUAUCCCUGGUUAUGGACCUGGUGGGUCUCACUCAGUCGGUUGCCCUGGUGGCUGCAGAGACUGUAGCAUCUGCAGGUAACACUGAGUCCACCCAGCCCAUGAGUCCGAGCCAAGGCAGAGUAGCCGUUGUUAUCAGGCCACCUCUCACUCAAGGAAUCCUGAAGUACAUUGCUGACAAGACAGACUUUUUCAAGAGUGUGGCUGUGAUCCUGUGGGACCAGCUGAGUGAAGGGACACCUCAGAACCACCAACGCAGCGUAGAGCUUUUUUACCAGCUGCACAAUCUUGUACCUUCUUCCAGCAUCUGCGAGGAUGUCAUCAGCCAGCAACUGAUGCAUCGGGACAAGAGGAUUCGUCUAGAAGCCCAUGUCAAGUUUUCAGUGUUGUGGCACUUGACACGAGAUUUAAACAUCAACAAGUCUUCGCCUUUUAAUCGCACAUUUGAUCGAUCUCUUUUCAUCAUGCUGGACAGUUUAAGUUACUGGGAUCCUUGCACAAGUUCUGUCGGGAGGGCGUGGCUCAACCAAGUCCUGCAGAGGCACGACAUCGCCCGGGUGCUUGAGCCGCUUCUCUUACUUCUUCUUCACCCUAAAACCCACCGGGUUUCCAUUCAAAAAGUGCAGGCUCAGCGGCACUGGGCCCAGGUCUUCCCUGACCCAACAGAGCAACUCCCAUCGGAAUCCAUGUAUGCCAGAGACUCUGGCUUCUCAGAAAACUUCAUUCAAAUCCCAAGGGAAAAAAUAGCACAAGAAGAGUUUCAAAGUCUUGCAGUUGGGGAUAUGGAGCCCUUCUGUUUGACAGUUAACCCACUGAGUGAUAGUCUGUCACUACUCAGCCUGAGUAGUGAGAACCUUCCACUUGCUGGAGACUUUCAGCCAUCUGUCCAGCAGGAGGAGCCACAGACCUCUGAAUCAACUGGCUCACAAUCAUCUACUGUGGACGACGGCAGCUUUGAGGACCCAGACGGCGUCAGUAGCAUCAUCAAUGGCUCAGACCAACAACCGGGUUCUUCGGAUGAUUUGUCGGACGACUCUGUAGAGGAGGUGGUGGCCUCUGUUGUGAAAGAGCUGAUUGAGAGAGUGCUAAGUUUAGCUGAGGACAGGGCCUUUGAAUCCCCAUUUCCAGCCGAGGUUUGGCCUCAGACAGACACAGACAGCACUUCCUCUGAUACAUCCACUGGUAUUCGCCUGGAUUCUGGUGUUCCUCAAGGAUCAGAACACCAGACUCUGCCAGAGAUGCUGGCUGAGGGCACGCUUGAGUUCCUGGGUGUCGCACCAGCUGACUCCAGUGUUGAGGAGAAGCAGCACAAAGAAGGCAUAACUCGUCACAGCUCAUCACCUUCCAUUGUCACUUUACACGACAGCUCUGAGCCUGCCACACCAGACCACCUACAGGUGGAUGACCCCCAGGCCCGUAAACGUAGCCACAGCAGCACUCAGCUCAGUCUCAAAGGUAAAAUCAUGGAACGGCUGGCCGACAAGUCUCCUGGUGCCAAGCCCAAGAUCAAAAAGUCCAAAAGAAAGGAGGAGGAAAGGCAGAGGAAGGCAGCCAUCCAAGCAGAAAAACUGCGUCCACCUAGCAUCUUCUUUGGUGACAGUCUGGAUCUGGAGAACUGGUACAGCUGCGGGGAGGGAGAAGUAUCUGAGAUAGAAAGUGACACCGGAUCACCAAGUGGAGGUUCAAGUGCCACUGUUGGGGACGCCAGUGUCACAGGUCGCAGGACGUCUUCAGCUGCUCCUCGGUUCAACAUCCACCCCCUCUACCAGCAUGUUCUUCUCUACCUCCAGCUAUACGACUCCUCCCGGGCCCUUCACGCACUAUCUGCCGUCGCCGCCAUGCUGCGAGCCGCACCUUCAGGCUUCGUGAGCGCGAUCUCCACCACCAGCAUCAACAACACCUACACUCCUCAGCUGUCCUUGCUUCAGAACCUCCUAGCCCGUCACAGGGUUUCCGUCAUGGGCAAAGACUUUUACUGUCCCAUUCCUCAAGACUCCCACUCUCACACAUUCCGCAGUGCUAUGUAUCUGGAGAUCAUCAUUUCGCUUUGCCUGUACUUUCUAAGAAGCCACUACUCUGCCCAUGUAGCAGCCGGGCCUCAGGACCUGGCAGGGAACCGAGCCAUGCAGCUGACCAGUGUGGAGGUCUUGACAUUGCUGUUCAGCGAGCUUGCUAAAGUCACAGGUGGCUCAGCAAAAGGCUUUGCCAGCUUCAUCAGUGAUGUGCUGUCCAAGUGCAAGGUUCAGAAGGUGGUACUCCACUGUCUUCUAUCCUCAAUAUUCAGUGCCCAGAAGUGGCAUGACCAGCAAGUCGCUGGUGUAAACGUGGCCACUGUUGAGGAGGGUCUAUCAGAGGACAGUGUUAUUAAUCUGUCAGAGGACCAGAUAGACGGCUGCAGCACAGUACAGUCCCAGUUACUGAGGCUGCUACAGAGUCUCGUGGUCCUGGAACACAGAGUCCUGCUUCCAUCCGAUGAAGGAGGAGAACCAGGGGCUGGUGGAACUCCUGGGGGGCCAGGAAUUGGACCAGGGGCUGGUUUUGAAAUCUUAGGUGGGGAAGUCGAGCAUGUCAACCCUCAACAGCCAAUGAAAUCACUCCAAUACCUCCAUGGCCAGCCCAUCACAGCACAAGGCAUGUUCUUGUGCGCAGUGAUCCGAGCUUUGCAUCAGCACCACGCUUGCAAGAUGCACCCCCAGUGGAUCGGAUUAAUCACUUCCACACUGCCGUACAUGGGGAGGGUUCUGAGAAGAGUCGUUGCCUCCGUCACGCUGCAGCUGUGCAGAAAUUUAGAGAAUCUCCUUCACCAGUUCCGCUAUGAGACCGGGAUCACAGACACCAGACCUCAGUGGAUGGCUCUCUGCAUACCUCCAGACCUCAUCUUGACCGUACUUGAGGGCAUGACCGCUAUCAUCCAUUACUGCCUGCUGGAUCCCACUUCUCAAUACCACCAGUUGCAAGUGAGUGUGGAUCAGAAGCAUCUGGCUGAGGCUCGCUCCGGCAUUCUGUCUAUCCUCCACACCAUCAUGUCCUCCGUCACACUCUUGUGGAGUGUUCUUCACCAGGCCGACAGCUCUGACAAGCCGGCUGCCGCCUCCGCUGCCUUCACCUCAAACAUUAAUCUCGGCUCUACAAAGAACCUACGUCAGCAAAUCCUGGAGUUGCUUGGUCCAAUUUCCAUGAACCAUGGCGCUCACUUCAUGGCAGCCAUUGCUUAUGUUUGGAAUGAGAGGAAGCAGAUGAAGGCUCCAGUCAGAAAUAAGGUCAUUCCACUCGCCAGCGAAGAGCAGCUGCUGCUUGUUGAGCUAGUUCGCUCGGUGAGCGCCAUGCGCACUGAGACAGUUAUGCAGACAGUGAAAGAAGUUCUGAAGCAGCCGCCUGCAAUAGCCAAGGACAAGAAGCACCUGUCCCUGGAAGUCUGCAUGCUGCAGUUUUUUUAUGCAUACGUCCAGAGAAUCCCAGUUUCCAGUUUAGUCGACAGCUGGCCGCCUCUGCUGGCACUCCUGAAGGACUCUGUACAGCUGGGCCUGCCUGCCCCAGGACAGUUCCUGAUCCUUCGAGUUCUGAAUGAGUUCAUUUUGAAGAAUCCCAAUUUGGAGAGCAAAAAGGACCAGAGAGAGCUGCAGGAUGUUACUCACAAAGUGGUAGAGGCUAUCGGGACAAUCGCUGGCUCCUCUCUUGAGCAAACAACAUGGUUGCGGAGGAACUUGGAGGUCAAACCGUCUCCUCAGAUAGUUGUUGAAGGAUCCAACCUAGAAGCUGAUGUGGAAGACUUGAUGCUCACGGUCAUGGAAGCGUCCAGCUUCACACCGUCAGUGUACAGCGUCCAUGCACUCACAUUGCUGGCAGAGGUUCUGGCUCAUUUAUUAGACAUGGUGUUCUACAGUGAUGAGAAGGAGAGGGUUAUUCCUUUGCUUGUCAAUAUCAUGCACUAUGUUGUGCCCUACCUACGCAACCACAGUGCUCACAAUGCACCCAGCUACAGAGCCUGCAUCCAGCUCCUGAGCAGCUUGAGUGGUUACCAGUACACACGCCGUGCCUGGAAAAAGGAGGCCUUCGACCUUUUCAUGGACCACACCUUUUUCCAAAUGGAUUCCUCCUGCGUCAGCCACUGGAGGGCCAUCAUUGACCACCUGAUGACUCAUGACAAGACCACGUUCAGGGACCUCAUGACUCGAGUGGCUGUGGCUCAGAGCAGCUCCCUGAGUUUGUUCACCAACAGGGAUGCUGAGCUGGAGCAGAGAGCCAUGCUUCUCAAACGUUUGGCCUUCACCAUCUACAGCAGCGAAGUAGACCAGUACCAGAAAUACUUGCCUGACAUCCAAGAGCGUUUGGUGGAAAGCCUGCGUCUGCCUCAGGUGCCCAUCCUCCACGCCCAGGUCUUCCUGUUCUUCAGAGUGCUGCUACUGCGCAUGUCGCCUCAACACCUCACCUCCCUGUGGCCCACCAUGAUCACUGAGCUGGUUCAGGUGUUUCUGCUGAUGGAGCAGGAGCUGAUGGCAGAUGAGGACAUGUCAAGGACACUGGGUCCCUCUGUUGCCGGCCUGGAGACCACUUACUCUGGAGGGAACGGCUUUUCAACCUCGUACAACAGCCAGCGCUGGCUGAACCUCUAUCUGUCUGCCUGCAAGCUUCUGGAUCUGGCCUUGGCCCUGCCACCCGAGAGCCUGCCCCAGUUCCAGAUGUACCGCUGGGCUUUUAUCCCUGAGGCUUCAGAUGAUGCAGGGUUGGAGGUGAGACGUCAGGGGACUCACCAGCGUGAGUUUAAACCCUAUGUAGUCCGGCUGGCCAAGCUGCUGAGGAAACGGGCCAAGAAAAAUCCAGAGGAGGACUGCUCCACCAAAACGCUGUCCUGGGAGCCCGGCCACCUGAUGCUGACGCUGUACGUGAUCCGCAGCAUGGAGCAGCUUCUUCCUUUCUUCAACCUGCUCAGCCAAGUGUUCAACAGCAAAUCCAGCAGUCGCUCUGGUACAGCGUACAGCCACAACCCAGCAGAUGCUUCUUUUCCCAGCCACAAGGAGGGUCACAAGCUAGAAAGCCAGAAAGUCUUCUGGAGUCGAGCGCGACAGAACAUCGAAGAAAUGGUGGAAAAAGAUUUUCUAGAGGGACUGAUCAAGACGUGAGGCCACACCGGACAUUAGCUCAUCAACACUCGUGAAAAGACUUGUUUAUGGAAAACAAAGGAUCAUAACUUCUUAAGACUAUUUGUACAUUUUUUGUAUUUAUUAUAAUUUUACUUCUCAAAGACUAUUUAAUUUUAAUCCCUUGUACAUAUGUAGCAGCUUUGAUGACUCAAUUUUACUAUUUCAUGUGAGUCUUUGAGGACCUUGUGAAUUUGAGGUGCCAUUCCAUAUCGAUGUGACUUAAUAAAGAUUUCUAAUUGAAACAUGAUGCUACUUUCUGCAAACAUUUUUUUCAUGUUAUGGAUAGAUGUUUUCUUUCUAUAAUCGUUCUACGGCAUUUAUUUUUUUAUCUAUUACU